Anopheles marshallii is the source of this 2223-nucleotide messenger RNA. RefSeq lists its product as uncharacterized. NCBI's taxonomy places the organism in Eukaryota, Metazoa, Arthropoda, Insecta, Diptera, Culicidae. The transcript is spliced from 9 exons. The record is from RefSeq and is a predicted model, not a curated record. Bases 1 to 2223 code for a protein of 740 amino acids.
AUGAAACCGAAAAUAUCGCAGGAAGCUAUAGAUAACAAGCUCAAAAAACUAACCAAUAUUGAGUUAAUUGAAGUACAGCUGGAGGAAACACGCAAGUUUCUUUCGCAUUUCAUCGACUUGCUUAAAGAUGGCGAUAAGAACGAAGAGAACUAUUUUUCAACGUUGAUGCUUUGCGAGCAAAUAUUUUCACGAAGUAGUCAUACAGAUCGAAAUAUAAUUGUAGUAACCAAAUUAUUGAACACGAUAUUGGAAAUCAUCAACCGGGAUUAUGUGAGUAAGCGAGUGGUUAUCGUGUCGCUUGUAACAAUUCAUCAAAUCAUGGGCCACCUGCACCUUUCGGAGGUAGUACCGCUGCGUAAAAUGUUGCGGGAGAAACUCCCAAUUGUUAAUAAAUACUUCAAUGAAAUGGACAAUUUUAGCAUUAUGUUCUCCAUUGUCGGUUUUAUUUACAAGUAUGUGUGUAAAUACGACCCUACCGACAGAGAAAAUAUGUUUUGGGAUGUAUUGACCGAUUUUGACGAUGGGACAGGCAAACUGACCGAAAUGUUAUCGUGGCCACUAGAAUCGUUCAAUUCGAAAUGCCGAAAGUUUCUGAACAACAUUCCGGGUCGAAAGUAUUUUUCACUGUCAGCCCGAUUAGCAACAUUCGGUGGCAGAACAAUUUUACCGCGUACGGGCUAUGAUUGUAUUUCGUUCGAAUGGAAUUCGCAACCACAGGAACUUUCUUUUGGCACGUUUUGUUUUGAAGGAGAAAGGAACAAAGUGUCUGAAGUAAGUGUCGAAUAUAAAGAUAUCACCACGUUGGACAUCUUUUCGGACAACGAGGACCCGCGUGUUGUAUGCGAAUAUGGAAAAAUGAUUACAUUAGGUGUUGAAGACGAUUCAUACCAGCUAAAGAUUGCUUGUUCGGACUAUAGUGAGCUAUACAAACUAGCUAUCUAUAUAAAACCGCUCAUCCACUCGGUUCAAUAUAUAUCACCUAAACUUCCACAUAUUAAACCUUUGAACGAAGAAUUCAUAAUUGGGCAGCAAAAGCUGUAUGACAGUUUGGAUUUUACCAACCCUUCGUUGGUCAAUGGAAAUAACCAAACCAUAAGCAGAAUUCCAAGAGAUUCAACGCCUCAACAAGCUUCGCGCCCAAUGGCGUUGGAUGAACAUAUUAACGAGGAAAGUAUGGAUGUGCCAGAGCAGGACACGAAUUUCAAACCUUUCGACAACCUGUGGAAAUUUAACUUACUGAACAGCUCCACCAAUAAUAAGCGCCUAAUAUGCGACCCAUAUGAUAUAGCGCACAUGCGAGAGGAAGAAAAAGAACAACGGGAAGAAAUGACUCCAUAUAAAGGGGUUGAAAAAAGGGGAAGAGUCAAAAAAGGUUCGAGUGUUGCUAGCAGACAGCGUUCAAAACCUCAAAUGAACAUCUCAACGCCACUGAGGCAAUAUACCUCAAAAGUAGUGGACCUACCGAACCUGAGGGACCAGGAUGAAUUAUCUUCGAUUGAUGAAAAUAUGGACGAUGAGAAGAUGGAUACUGAGGGAAGCGAUGACACGUACCUACCGUACGCACUGUUAUCUAAGACAGUGACACAUGGCCGUGGAAACCAAAAAGGAAGGAUUCGCCAAAGCAAUGCAUCAACACGUGUACCACUCAAAAGAUUAAACAUGAAGAAGAAUGUAGCAAACAAGAGCGGUCCGGGAACCGGAAGAAGACCAGCUGCAAAGGACAGAAAAGCACAGCAAAGGGGUGUUCGGUCAGGAACAUCAGAAACUGCUGUUUACGAUGAUUCGUGUCAUACAAUGGACACAACGCUACCACAAAACCGUGGUCAAAGCAACGCAGGAAAAACCAACUUCCUAUGCGAAAGAUUAAACGCAAAGAAAACAACCACACAAACUACUACCAAAGUGACGACCACCAAAACAACAGAGGUAGGUAUUGGUGAAUGUACGGAAGUAGGUAACGGGCCAUCGACAGAAACAGCGACACUGGAGGAUGUAAAUACGGCGCCACCGUCCGAAACCGUGCCUGUUCAUGCAACAAAAAAGGUUUACACGAGCCUUUACAAAGUCGAAAAACGUCAAGAGUACAGAGUGCAGCAUGAAGUAAAUCAGCUCGAUUGUUGUAUUAUGACCGAUGCACUAUCGCAAGGAGAUCGUGCGCACAUAUUAGCACACACAAACAAAAUUAUAGAAAUUUUGUCUAAAGCCAGAUUCAUGAAUAGUUAA